AUGAAGUCUGUUUCCAUCUUAGCCCUCUUGUUUGUUCUCUUCUUUGUGCUCUUUGAAACCCCAAAGAUAAAAGCCCAGGUACAGGAAUGCGUUCGGGAAUACGAUGCAGGCUUUGGCGAUUUCGAUGAUUUCACUCUUUGUAGGAUUCCGGGUUACCCAUUUUCAUCACUGUGUUCUCUGACUUGCCAGCGAACUAGGGACGCGAAAGGAGGCAUAUGCAAAAGAGAUAAGACAACCGAUUAUCAAUGCUUUUGUGACUAUUGCAACCCAACCACUCCUUAUUUCACAACUAAAUCCUUAAUACUUGAUUAG
Microthlaspi erraticum is the source of this 312-nucleotide messenger RNA. The record is from the annotation of a GenBank genome assembly. Lineage: Eukaryota; Viridiplantae; Streptophyta; Magnoliopsida; Brassicales; Brassicaceae.